AUGAUUCUGGAAAUCAUCGGUCGUCACAGUCCCACAGACACAAACGCAGGUACCAGAAACGCAGGACAGCGCGAGAAAAUCGGAGUUAACGCGCAAAGCGCCGCAAACGUAGUCGUCAAGAGGGAAAAUUGGCUGCAAGUGAAGACGCAAGCGGUCAAGGAGAAAGUGUUUCCGACAGUGUGGUGA
This is a messenger RNA of Phytophthora nicotianae INRA-310, 186 nucleotides long. RefSeq lists its product as hypothetical. The transcript has a single exon. NCBI's taxonomy places the organism in Eukaryota, Oomycota, Peronosporomycetes, Peronosporales, Peronosporaceae. The record is from RefSeq and is a predicted model, not a curated record. Bases 1 to 186 code for a protein of 61 amino acids.